GUCAGACAUACUCCUCCUCCGCCCUGGCUGAGGCCGCGGGCUGCUUUCCAGGACAGUACAAAGAUCUGAGAGGCUUUUGACGGAGUCGGAGUGUGGUGAAGUCUGCUUUUGUUGCCGUCCAGAGAACUGAGCUUCCCAAACUUUUUUUCUUCCAACGUGAUCUCGAGGCUGGUGAACCCUCUGACGGGGAGAUGCCGCUGUUGGACUGGGGAGGACAAGGUCAAAGAACACGCGACACCAGGUUAUAGUCCUUCAGGUUUACUUAAAAACGCGAGAUUAACUAUAAUCUGGUGUCCCGUGUACUUUACGAGUCUCGUUGCGGUUGUUGGAUUUAGUUAAGGAAAAGAAUGGAUGCACCACUGCUGCCAAGGGAAGCUGGAAAAUUUAUAUCUGACAACAGCAAAGAUGUCUUUAUAUUAGAAAAAGGAGUUUGCAAGGUUGCUGAAAUGCUGUUUGAAAAAAGAAAUUCAAAGGAACUUGAUGCGACAGGAUGGAAACUACUUCAUGAUCUAAACCCACAAACAAUGAAUGAAGCAUCUGUCAACUGGGUAUUUGUCGUAGACACCCUCAAUUUUUCCUUUUGGUCUGAAAAUGAUGAUCACAAGUGUUUGAUUAAAUACAAAGGCAAAAUGCAUAGUGGCUUUUGGUCAUUUUGUGCUGCUAUUAACAGAGCACUAGAUGAAGGCAUUCCCAUUACCAGUGCAUCAUAUUUUGCGAAUACAACCCUAGAUCAACUGAAAUAUGUGCUACGUUCAGACACUGAAGUUCAAAUGCCUUUGAUUGAAGAACGUCUCAAAGUACUGAAAGAGGCUGGAAAUAUAUUGCUCGAGAAGUUUGAUGGUUCAUUCCUUAAUUGCAUUAAAAAGAGUGAAAACAGUGCUCAGAAGCUGCUACAGCUUAUAGUGGAAAACUUCCCAUCAUAUAGAGAUGAAACUAUAUUUCAGGGCAAGAAAGUUGCUUUUUACAAAAGAGCACAAAUCCUUAUAGCGGAUAUCUGGGGCCUACUUGAAGGGAAGGAGGAUGGUGCCUUUCAUGACAUAGCAAGUCUGACUAUAUUUGCAGACUACAGAAUUCCUCAAGUACUUGUCCACCUUGGAGCCAUGAAAUACUCAGAAAGACUAAUGGAGAAACUUAAACAAGGUGUCUUGUUCCAAUCAGGGGAUUGUGAAGAGGUGGAGAUUCGAGGCUGCUCCAUUUGGUGUGUUGAGUUAAUAUUGCGUCGCAUUCUGGAACUUGGAGCAGAGAAAGGAUGUGUCAAAGCACACAUCAAUUCUGUUUUGAUCGAUUACUUCUUGUGGGACUAUGCUAGAGAUCACCGAAAGGACAUGGCAGACAUUCCUAUCCAUCGUGUUCGCUGCAUCUAUUACUAAUUAGAUGUUAUGUAUUUCUAAAAAGUGAAAAGACGCAGCUUAUUUUGGGAGCAAGAACAGAAUGCUCAGUCACUUACGUUGCAGGCUCUUAUCUUGGUUCACAUUAUUUUAAUUUGCAAAUUCAUAUAUCUUUUACAAAACAUUGUAGUAAUAGCAAAUGCAACUAGAUGGUAUAAAAGAAAGCAAUGUAUUUCUUUAAGUAGAUUAGUGACCCAAGCUAAUUGUCUUCUGAAUUCCUAAAAGUUCCUCUGUAAUUUCAGUGCAGAAUGAAGAUAAAAUAUUUUUUCAGAAAGAAGUCUAAGGAAAAUGGGCUGGGUAUCUUCAGAGAGCUAGUCUAGUACUUGUACUUGUGUUCAAAUGAGAACAACAUUGAGUUGUCUACAUAUCUGCCUUACAUUGUAAUGUUAAGACUAAAUUGGAAAAUCUCUGGACAUUAAUAUCUCUGGACUCGACUUCGCAUGCUUGCAAAGAGUCAGCUAGCUUGUACAAGCUUGAAUAAACUUUAACUAUUUGUAGAA
This is a messenger RNA of Hemiscyllium ocellatum (epaulette shark), 1888 nucleotides long. It is a transcript of the gene qng1, whose product is annotated as Q-nucleotide N-glycosylase 1. Lineage: Eukaryota; Metazoa; Chordata; Chondrichthyes; Orectolobiformes; Hemiscylliidae. The record is from RefSeq and is a predicted model, not a curated record. The transcript has 6 exons. Bases 348 to 1370 code for a protein of 340 amino acids.